Dictyostelium purpureum is the source of this 1478-nucleotide messenger RNA. RefSeq lists its product as uncharacterized. The record is from RefSeq and is a predicted model, not a curated record. Lineage: Eukaryota; Evosea; Eumycetozoa; Dictyosteliales; Dictyosteliaceae. Gene Ontology annotation, molecular function: receptor antagonist activity; co-receptor binding. Gene Ontology annotation, biological process: multicellular organism development; negative regulation of canonical Wnt signaling pathway. The transcript has a single exon. Gene Ontology annotation, cellular component: extracellular region. Bases 270 to 1340 code for a protein of 356 amino acids.
AAAUAUUUUAUGCUUUAUGAUAAUUUAAUAUUAUUUUAUUUUAUUAUAUCUAAAUACAAAUAAUAGUUUUUCUUUUGUUUUAUAUUAUAUUGUUUAAAUAAUUAUUUUAAAAUUAUUUUUUAAAUUAAUUUUAAAAUUAAAAUAAAAUAAAAUAAAUCAAUAUAAAUAUAUUUUUUUUUAAUCAAAUAAUAUAUUUAAAUUAAAAAUAUUAUAAUAAAAAAUCAAAUAAUUCGAAUAAAAAAAUUUUUAAUAAAACUAUAAAAAAAAAAAUGAAAAAUUUAAAAAUUUUAUUUUUAAUAAUAUUUUUAACAUCAAUAAAAUUAAUAAUCGCAGACGAAUCAUGUUCAUGGCCAGAUUUUAAAAAAUCAGGUGAUGAAUGCGAAAACUCUGAUGAUUGUGAAUAUCCAAAUUUUUGUAAAGAUGGUCAAUGCUCAGGAUUAUUACAACAAGGUGAUCCUUGCUCUUCAGAUGAAGAAUGUGGUUUCCUUUAUAAUCAACAAGCAGUUUGUGUAGAUAGUGUAUGUCAAAUCAAUUUAAAGAAUGGUGAUCCAUGUGGUGAAGGUCAUCCAGGUGUUUGUAUUGAAGGCACCAUAUGUCAAUACUCAAGAUGUCAAAUUGAAGGAAAUAAAUGUAAAGUCGAUAGUGAUUGCCCAUUUAACCACUAUUGUGAAGAUACCUCAUCUACAUGUACACCAAUUGUAACUCAAAAUUCAUGUUCUCGUGACUCAAUGUGUCCAAUGACCCAUGUUUGCUAUAAGAGUCAAUGUAUUGCCAAAUUUACCAAAGAAAUUAGCGAACCAUGUUUCAAUAACGGCGAAUUAUGUAAUGUUUUUGGUGGUGAAGAAUGUAGCACUAUGGAUAAAAUCUGUAAAAGUAAUUCAAGAUAUGGUAGUUCAUGUUAUGUCGAUGGUGAUUGUGGUUCAGGUAAAUGUAAUUGUCAAGAUGGCAAAAAAAUUUGUGUAGGCGCCAACUACACCCUUAGCAACGGCAAUUGCCUCAAAAUGUUAAAUGACUUUAUGGGUUGCACUCAAAAUGUUACCAAUAGAGACCUCUGUUAUUCAUUAAAUCCAAUUUUAUGCCCAUGUUUCAAAGAAUAUGAAUGCUUCAAAUAUGAAUGUUUUGGUAAUGAACACUUUAAUCCAAAGAAAUCAUCAUAUUAUAGAUCAUUAAAAUGUGUUUCAAAGAAUUCUGAUGUAUUAAUUAACCAAGAAGGGGCAAAUGGUAGUAAUGGAAAAAGCAGCAAUAAUAAUAAACAAGGUUCAAGUGCUUCAUCUGUUACCCCUUUCAAAUCAAUAUCAUUAUUAUUAUCAGUUUUACUUUUUAUUUUCUCACUUUUUUAAUAAAUUAAUUUACUAAAUAUUUAUCUAAAAUUUUUUUUUUCUUAAUUUAUUAUAAAAACUUAAAAUAAAUUAUCGUGUGCUUUUAAUUUAUUAUAAAAAAACUUAAAAUAAAAAAAAAAACAAAUUAUUUUGUGUUUC